CUCCACCAAAAAGUAUAUAAGCAUCAACCUCAAUUCUCAACCAGUCUUGCAGAAGGAUGUCUAACAGAAGCCUGCCCACAUAUAUCCUGAUAUCGAGCUUUAUUCUUGGCAUUCUCAUUGACCAGGCAUCUGCAUUUGGACCACAUAAAUAUGACUGUUGUAUAAACUACACCCGGAAGCCUGUACCCAUCGGAUUUAUAAAAGGCUACAUAGAACAAAGCUCCCUUACAGUUUGCAGAAUUGACGCAAUCAUAUUCCUUACUGUUGAGGACAAAAAGGUGUGCGCGAACUCAAAAGAUGCCUGGGUUAAAUCCACUAUGAGACGACUCAGCUAUAGGCUGAAGCAGCUGUCUAAAAAGAGUCCUGAUGAAAAUGAAGCUGGGAAGGCUAUUCCUGAUCAUUUCACAGCGAUCGUGACACCAGCAGCUCCAUAAACGGCAAAAGAAACAUGUAUGGCUUUUACAGCCAUUUCACUAUUACCAAACCUUUCGCGUAAUAGCCCAGAGCUUUUACAGUGUUUUUGUGAUUUGUUUUACUGCUUCAAUUGGGACUGUGUUGUACAGCAUACUGUACGUGGUUGUGUCUUCCCAGGUGGCUGAGGACUAUACCUCAUAACUAAUGCUCCAGGUUCACUUGGACAGUCUGGCACUUUUGGAACUUUGCUACAUUCUGGUACUUUUAGUCUUGCACCUCUAAGAAAAAGAGAUAACACACACAAUAGAAUAUUGCUAAGGAAACAAAGAAUGAACUUCAAAAUACAGUUACAUUAAGUACAUCUGUAUACUGUAGCUACCAUUUAGUAAUAUAACAAUACUUUAAUAUACUGGGUAAAUAAAUAAAUAAAUAAAUAAAACAUUUCCAGGUGAACUUGGAGUGAGAUGGUCAACCUACUUCACAGUCUAGUGCAACCUUAACUGGUAAACCAUAAAUGAUCGCUUUGUAAGCUUUUAAAGCACAAUAAACAUGCAUUUGUCAUGUUUGCAUUUAAAUUGUUUUUGUUUCUUUCUGAUAAUGUUUAAAUAAAAAUCUAUUUGUUUUAAA
Messenger RNA from Polyodon spathula (Mississippi paddlefish), 1041 nucleotides. Its product is annotated as C-C motif chemokine 20-like. Gene Ontology annotation, molecular function: CCR chemokine receptor binding; chemokine activity. Gene Ontology annotation, biological process: cellular response to tumor necrosis factor; neutrophil chemotaxis; immune response. The transcript is spliced from 4 exons. Lineage: Eukaryota; Metazoa; Chordata; Actinopteri; Acipenseriformes; Polyodontidae. Gene Ontology annotation, cellular component: extracellular region. The record is from RefSeq and is a predicted model, not a curated record. The coding region runs from base 57 to 434 and encodes 125 amino acids.